CAUACCAUAACAAUAUCACGUGACCUCCAUGUGUACUGUGACUAAAAUCAGUAAAAAUUGAGUCAAAAUUCUCCUUUUUAAAAUAGCAGUACAGUAGUUUUAAAUGCCUGGUAGAGGUAGAGGUAGAGGAGUAAAGGGGCCUGUCCCUAACCAGCCAGUUUUGUCAGAGAAACAAAGAGAAUUAUUACAAUCUGACAAGCCACCACCACAACAACCAGUUGAGGAUCAGUUUGAAGACCCUCCGACUAAAGACAGUGUCAACGAAGAAGAGACUAGUAAGCCAUCAUCUCUCAUUUCUUCAGAAGAAACCGUAUCUCCUUCAACACAGAAUGGAACUGACGACAAAACCCAGGAUAAUGAAACGCAAGACGAAAAUAAGACAGAAAACAGCGACAAUCCUAAAACUGAGCCCGUUAAUACAUCUAACAUGACCACACCUACCAAAACCACGCCUACUGAGACCACACCCAAUGAUGUGACACCUUCUAAAAGUCCGUCUAAACCGUUGAAUGUUAACGCUCCUGUGUUUGUCCCGAUAUCCCUUGAACAGCCCAGCGUAGGGGGCGGGGCUAGUCUUGAAUUCCCCGGCCCUUUAAUUACGGAGCUAACGCCAGAGGAUAUUUUGAAUCGGUUUCCUCACAAGAGCUCUGGGGAUGUUCCCCUCCUACUCACGGCAGCGACAAUGUUGCUUGACGCGUCCCAUCAUCCGGCGACCUUUGACACUCACCUCUCAAUACUCUGUCACUUAAUAGAGAAGACCACGCCCACCAGCGAUAUACUUGAUGACUUGGUUGAGAUGCUUGUUUUCUGGGGCAUUGGUGACAGUACGUUAAGGUACACGUCCAUCAGAAUGAAUGACUAUCUCUGCAAGUUCUCAAUCAAGGAUUUAUUCCGUCCCAAGCUAUUCACAAAGUUACAGUCGAGAUAUUUAAAUCAAACGGCAAAGAAAUACACAGCCGGUGAUGAUAUGUCUGAACUGAUAGAGACUACACUGUACAUUGCUGAGAUGUUUUAUCGAGUGAGACUAGCCAAUGAUCAGGUGGUGUGGGUUUUGGGUUCAGCGGCCCUAGAGCUCGUGUUUAAGCUCUUGGAUAUCAAAACAAACGAAACAGUCAUCAAAGCUUGUAAUGUUGUCAAGUUAAUAGGGUACUUGUUGAGUUACAAAACUCCAAGAGUUAAAGAGUUUGACCCUGUCGUUAAAUUAGACGCUGCUCUUACUAUACUCAGACUUCAUUCAGUAGAUGAGGCCCUAAGUUCUCAUACUUCGACUGUCAUUCUAAGCGUCAUGACUCUUAGUGGAGUCCGAUGGGGACAAGGAGACAGUCCUUUUGGCAAGCCCAAAGGUGUGGUCCCAGACGAGCCAGUAUCUAAUAUUGAAGAAUGGGAGGAGUAUCUUGACGACAGCGGACAUGUCAUUGAAGGGGAGGACUAUAAUGAGCCAACAGUUUUUAUUGGUGAUCAGUCCGAUCCUAACAUUGAUGAAGAGUUGAUGAGGGAAUAUGAGGACUUUGUUCAGGACUUUGAAGAGCAUUUGAUGAUGCAAGAGUUUGGCCAGUCAUGAUGAAUCAGGAGACAUAAAACACAAACAAGUACUGGAUCAUUGAACACCAUCGUUGCUCUAUUGUUUCAUAUUGUUAUACAUACGUAAUUAAGUUUUUUAAUCAAUAUUCAGAUACACUUAAA
Messenger RNA from Amphimedon queenslandica, 1683 nucleotides. RefSeq lists its product as uncharacterized. The transcript is spliced from 8 exons. The record is from RefSeq and is a predicted model, not a curated record. Lineage: Eukaryota; Metazoa; Porifera; Demospongiae; Haplosclerida; Niphatidae. Gene Ontology annotation, molecular function: translation activator activity. The coding region runs from base 104 to 1561 and encodes 485 amino acids. Gene Ontology annotation, biological process: regulation of translational initiation.